Molecule: messenger RNA, 919 nt
Organism: Funneliformis mosseae
Lineage: Eukaryota; Fungi; Glomeromycota; Glomeromycetes; Glomerales; Glomeraceae
Source: the annotation of a GenBank genome assembly
AGAAAUCGGAAAGGUCAUGAAGGAGACAGUUGUAAUGAGAUGGCCAAAUGUUUAUUUCUUUGAAGACGUAUUAUUAGUUUCUACGUUUCCUGCAGAAUAUUCUGAAAGUGCAAGAUCGAUUAUGAGGGAAUGUAUAUUUAAUGCAGGGUUGAUUAAAGAUAAAAAUUCAACAGCAUUACAAUUCAUUACAGAACCUGAAGCCGCUGCAAUAUAUUGCAUGGAACAGCUUCAAAUUUAUGAUCUUGAAGCAGGAACAAAUUUUAUGGUUGUUGACUGUGGUGGUGACAGGGUAGUUCUGACUACUCGUAAAUUGGUUAAUAGAAAUCAAUUAGGUGAAAUCGCUGAAAUAUCUGAGGAUUUCUGUGGAAGUACUUAUAUCGAUAAGGAAUUUAUCAAAUAUUUAAGUAGUAAAGUUGGGUAUGGUGCUAUGGAGUUGCUCCGAACAAACCAUUGCGGACAAAUGCAAUACUUAAUUCAGAGAUUUACUAGAGAAUAUAAAAUGCUUUUUACGGGAGAAUCCAAAGAAUUUAAACCUUAUUAUUUUGAUCUCAAUUAUACUAUUCCCAUGAUAAAGCAAUAUGUUACUGAUAAGAAUAGAGAAAUUUUGGAAGAGAUAGAAUGGGAUAUUGAACUUGGUUUUUAUGACAUAAAAUCAAUGUUUGACCCUGUUGUUGAAAAGAUUUUACGAUUGAUUCAUGCGCAACUCGAUAGUUCUCUUGAAACAUGUUCAGCUAUGUUUUUAGUUGGAGGAUUUAGUGAAUCAAAAUAUUUACAAAACAGAAUUAAACGAGAAUUUCAACACAUUGUACGUAUCAUUUUAAUUCCUAGUGAUCCUACAAUUGCAAUUGAACGUGGAGCUGUGAUGUAUGGAUUAUCUUCUAUGAAUUCAGAUAUUACUACGAGAGGUCUUAAAUAUUGA